This is a messenger RNA of Parnassius mnemosyne (clouded apollo), 246 nucleotides long. The record is from the annotation of a GenBank genome assembly. NCBI's taxonomy places the organism in Eukaryota, Metazoa, Arthropoda, Insecta, Lepidoptera, Papilionidae.
UUGAAGUAUGACUUGCUGCCCCACCCACCUUAUUCGCCUGGUCUAGCGCCAUCAGAUUUCCACUUGUUCCCUAAGUUCAAAACUUUUUUGGGCGGACAGAAAUUUGCCACAAAUGAUGAAGUCAUAGCCGCUGUAGAGGAGUAUUUUGCAGGCCUCGAAAGAAAUCAUUUUAUGAAAGGCAUUACUGCUUUAGAACGAAGAUGGAAUAAGUGCGUAGAAGUUCACGGAGACUAUGUCGAAAAAUAA